CAGUUAGAGUCUCCGGCCGCUGGGUCCUCCGGGUCCCCCCCGCCGCCACCCCCGCCCCCGCCAAGGCCCCCGGGUGCCCCGGCGUGCUUGCUUCCUCGCCGAAUCCCGGAGCCGCCCGCGAGGACGGCCGAGGCCCGCAGGAGUGGUUGGAAGGACAAUGUACAUGCAUCUUUGGACAUCAUGAUGUACAUCCGGCAAAGGAAAGAGACCAAAACCAUAGAAGUCGCUGAGGACUUUCCGUCACCAAAAGAAAAUGUGAAGUUGGGAAAGAAGUUGCCAUCUGGUUGUGCCUCUGGAAGGUUCUGGAAGACCCUGUCGUCUGUGGUUGGUGGACUCCUGGCCCUUGGCAUUGGACUUCUUACGUCCGUCUACCUGGCCACCCUGCAUGAGAAUGACCUGUGGUUUUCCAAUAUCAAGGAAGUAGAGCGAGAAAUCUCAUUCAGGACGGAGUGUGGACUGUACUAUUCGUACUACAAGCAGAUGCUGCAGGCGCCGACCCUCCUGCAAGGUUUUCAUGGCUUAAUCUAUGAUAAUAAAACUGAGUCCAUGAGGACAAUUAACCUCCUUCAGCGAAUGAAUAUUUACCAAGAAGUUUUUCUCAGCGUUUUAUACAGAGUCCUCCCCAUACAGAAGUAUCUAGAACCCGUUUAUUUUUAUAUCUACACUCUUUUCGGGCUGCAAGCAGUUUACGUCACAGCCCUUUAUAUAACCAGCUGGCUCCUGAGCGGCACCUGGUUGUCAGGACUGUUGGCGGCUCUCUGGUACGUCACCAACAGAACAGACACCACGAGAGUCGAGUUCACCAUCCCACUGAGGGAGAAUUGGGCCCUGCCUUUCUUCGCAAUUCAGAUCGCCGCAAUUACCUACUUCCUGAGACCAAACUUACAGCCUCUUUCUGAAAGGCUGACACGUCUUGCCAUUUUCCUGUCGACUUUUCUCUUCAGCCUGGCAUGGCAGUUCAAUCAGUUCAUGAUGUUGCUGCAGGCGCUGGUGCUCUUCAUCCUGGACUCGUUGGACAUGCUGCCUGCUGUGAAGGCCACCUGGCUGUACGGCAUCCAGAUAAGCUGCCUGCUCCUUGUCUGCACGCUCCAGUUUUUUAACGCCAUGAUUCUGGGGUCCUUGCUCAUCAGCUUCAACCUCUCAGUACUAAUUGUAAGAAAGCUUCAGAAAAACCUGAAAACUGGGACCUUUCUGACUAGGAUUGGGAAGCUCCUGCUGCAUUUACUUCUAGUUUUCUGUUUGACACUUUUGCUCAACAACAUUAUUAAGAGAAUUCUUAACCUGAAGUCAGACGAGCACAUCUUCAAGUUUCUGAAGGCCAAAUUUGGGUUUGGAGCGACCAGGGAUUUCGACGCAAAUCUCUACCUGUGUGAAGAAGCCUUCGGCCUCCUGCCCCUCAACACAUUCCAGAGGCUCUCCGAGACGCUGCUGUUUUACGCCUACGUGUUUGUCCUGCUUGUCACCGUGACCACAGCCUUAGUUGUUGCCUUUCAUAAUCUCAGCGAUUCGGCAAGUCCGCAGCCCACGGGUCAGACAAGAAAGUGUGCCGUUGACCUGAAACCGGAAGCCGCUUACAACUUAAUCCACACCCUUCUGUUUGGGGUCUUGGCGCUGAGUACCAUGAGGAUGAAAUACCUGUGGAUCUCCCAUAUGUGUGUCUUCGCGUCAUUUGGCCUGUGCAGCUCUGAGAUCUGGGAAUUGCUUCUGAGGCUGCUUCAUCUCUGUAACCCAAAGAGGAUCUGGGUCAUGCGGUAUUCGGUGCCAAUACUCACGCUCCUGUACCUGUGCUGUAAGUCCUGGCCAGGAAUGAUGGAUGAACUCUCCGAGUUGAAAGAAUUCUACGACCCAGAUACAGUGGAGCUGAUGGACUGGAUCAGCUCUAAUACGCCAAGAAAGGCUGUGUUUGCCGGGAGCAUGCAGUUGCUGGCUGGAGUCAAGCUGUGCACGGGCCGGACCCUCACCAAUCACCCACACUAUGAAGACAAGAGCCUGCGAGAGCGGACCCAAGCGGUCUAUCAGAUAUACGCGAAGAGGUCCCCAGAGGAAGUGCACUCGCUCCUGAGGUCGUUUGGCGCUGACUUUGUGAUCCUCGAAGAUAGCAUCUGCUAUGAACGCAGGCACCAAAGGGGCUGCCGGCUGCGCGAUUUGCUGGACAUAGCUAACGGACACGAGAUGGACGGGCCGGGAGAAAGUGACCCCGACUUGAGACCUGCUGACCACCCUCGCUUCUGUGAGGAGAUCAAAAGGAAUCCGCCAUCCUACGCAGCUCACUUCACUAGAGUAUUCCAGAACAAGACAUUCCACGUCUACAAACUGUCCAGAAAUAAGUAACUGUCCAUUCGUAAAACCGCAGUGCAUCUACAGCUGACUGAGACGUGUCUGUGAGUUAGGAGCAGGCCCUGACUGGCAGGGAUUGCAGCAGCUGCAGACCACCCUGUCUCUAUCCAGACCCUUCCACUGAUGUCUGUCUUUCCCACCCUGUCCGUCUUUCCCAUGAGCGUCCGUCCAUUCGCCUGACUGUGUGCGCCUGCCCGAGGCUGGAUGGGGGAUUUUGCCACCAGGGGAGUUAGUUAUGUGUGACCCUAUGGUGGCCUGGGAAAUGAGAGCCUGUGUAAGAUCUGAAAUACUUGUGAUUUUCAGUGACCCCGAGCCGGUUAUGAAUUAGUUUAGUUGGCAGGCUGCACGGUUCAGUUACUGAUACUUCUUCACCACUGAACCCAAUCGGUGGCUUUUAAAAAGCUUAUUGUCCUGUCUCGUUAAACUUUUGUAACGUUUCCCAAUCUAUCAUGCUUUCGAAUGUGAAGAAACAAAUCAUGUUAGGUCUUUCUCUAAACUGUCACAUGUUCAGAAGUGUGGGGCAGAUUUAGAGUAUGUGUGUGGAUUAAUCCUGGGCACAGCAGUCAGGGUGAUGCUGGACACACUCCUUUAAGCCCAGUGCCCAAAGGCAGAGGCAGGCAAAUCUAUCGAGAGUUCAAGGCCAGCCUGGUCUAUAUAGUGAGUUCUGGGCCAGCCUGGGCUAUGUAGACAGACCCUGUCUCAAAUCAACAAAGUGUCACAGGUCUCAUACUAGAAGUCUGUGGGGCGGAAGUGCACGUAGCCGGGUAGCCUGUGCUACUGUUACAGGCUCUUUUUAAAACCCAUCGGUGCGGUUUAGUCUCCCUUGCAAGUAAACUAGUUUUGCUUCAUUUCUUACUCAUUUCAAUGUACCGGGUUUGCAGAACUUUGUAAACUUUCUUGUGUUUUUAGCCUUUGUAUUUUUUCAUAGCCUAGGAACUUGCAUUGUAUGGGGAGGGUUUUUUAGAUGCUGUGUUCCUGACCCCUGAAAUUCAGUGUGGUAUUCUCAUACCCUUCGACCUGUGGUCUCCAGUCUUUCCUCUCGGCCCCGGCCGGAGAUGCCACUUUUCUCCCUAAGAGGUGACCAAGUGCCUCCAAGCUGCACUCGAUUGUAAACGGCAGAGAGGAGUGUACCUGCUCAGAGUUUUUUGAUAAUCGCUUUUAUAAUUCAUUUCUAAUAGUAGGGGCAUGUAAAAGCUGCUGAUAAAGGCAUAUUGUCCACUUAAUUAAAUCAAGAAAACUAAUGAAAUUAACUUUCUCUCCUGCUCUUGCCAUUUGGAAGUGAUUUAAAGGUUUCUCCUCACGCGUUAGUGCAAUAAAUCCCCUUGAGCAACCGGGUCGGGGAGCACCACGCGCUCCGGUGAUUCCGCUGUUCGGUUACUACUUAAGUAGCUUUCCAAAAAAAUGCAUUUCUUUGUCUCAUCAGGCUCAGGGUUUUUAUGCAAAACUCGUUUAACUAAAACAUCAACGGCCACUGGAACUUUGGAAUCCUGCCUUUUCUGGACCCCUUCGUAAGUUUGGAGACCACUGCAGUUUGGGGUAAUGCAGCAAGCAGAUGCGUUCGCUCGUGCCAAAACUUUAAUGAAGCCAGCAAUGCCGCGUGCCUGACACAGCUGCCGGUGCUGGUGGAACAUUCUGGGCCAGUGCCUUACUCUUAAGGGAGAGCAAGGACAGGCAUCACAGAGACCCCAUGACUGUUACUUUGUGGGUGAGCUUGCAUUUGUUUUAAACAUUCCUGUAUGUGCUCGUUAUCACCAAUCGGUGUUUGGCGUCUUGGUAUCCAAGAGCCGUGGACUUAACUUUUGGAUGCACACCCUUACCGGGGUGACAAGUCACGCUAGUGGGCGCUCGAUUUCCUCACAGCGCCGUUGCUGCCAAACCAUUUCCUGAAAACUGAGAAGUGCCAAACCCCCAGUCUUCACACAGGCGCCCUCCCGAGACACUGUGAUGUGUACAGGACAAGUUUCUACUCUUGGUGAGCAAAUCAUGUUUAAUACUUUUUAGCUCAGAUCAGGACUACAGCUUGUGACCUUGUCAUCAAGCGCCCAGGAGAAAAGAGGACCCACCCUCGGCUGAAACUGGAGCCCCGUAGGCCUCACUCCCUUCUGUUUGGGCCCUGGGGACUGUCACGUCUGGGUAAUAGCAUUUCAGUUGUGACUCCAGAUAGAACAAACAGUAGGCUUUGCUUCCGAGUUCGCGGAAGAACCUCCAAGUACAACAGAAGUGCUCUUAAUUAACGCUGUGUGUGACGUGUGACUCCUCGGAGCCUCAAGUCUCCAGCCCUCUUGGGAGCCGCCUGCUGCAAUCCGGCAGGUGGCCUCUGCCUUGCGUCUGCGCUCCUGGUGCCUAGCUCCAGCCAUGGUCCCAUGGGUACACUUUCUGCUUCUGAUUCUAAGUACAGAGCCCAACCACAAGAGGCUGGGGUGUUUGCCCGGCGUUGCACAAAGCCCUGGGUUUGAUGGCCACCCAGCACUGCAGCAGACAGGCGGACAGACGGAUGGACAGACGGACAGACAGACAAAGAGGUACUUUCGCAAAAAAUGUAAAUCGGAUACUCUGAUAAGGUGGGUUUCCCCAUGAAAAUGGCUUUUAAAUGUAACGCCUGCAGAGACAGCUCAGGAGUUAAGGGUGUAUAUGGGCCGUGCAGAGAAGACCCUGGCUCGGUUCCGGGCACCACGCUGACCAGGUCACAACUGCUCGUGACCCUGGCUCCAGGAGCAACCAGGGGGUCCUUCUCCAGGCCUCGACAGGCACUUGGACUCCUGUGCCCAUUCCCAUACACAGACAAAGAAUUUAAAAUAAAAGGAAAAUAGUUUUUAAAAAUUAAAUGUGGAGGCAGGCGGAUCUCUGUGAGUUCAAGGCCAGGCUGGUCCGACAGCCUCCAAAACAAUACAGAGAAACCCUGUCUCGUAAAAAACCAAAAAAUAAAUAAAUAAGAAAUUAAAUGUGAUCAGGAAAGUUAUUAAAUAUUGGUGGGGGGGAGAGGAUGAAAAUGAAGGGAAUGAAUGAGCUUGGAUUCCUCAUGUGGUCCUCCCGCCUUCCGAAUGUCUACUCUGGAAGCUGGACUCAGAGGUGGAAAACUUGCCCAGCGAGUGUGACGUACUCGGUUCUGUCCCCAGCACUGGAGGAAAAAAGUUCUUCCCAAAUCAUGCGGUUGGUGUGACUUACACAAGAAAGACCUGCAGGCUAGGGCUCCCGUGAAGUAAGAGCCCCCCAGCUUCUCAUCAGAAGAUCAGCGACUUACUGCCGUCCACCGCUGGUUGACAGGUCCCCCCAUUAACCUCCAGGCAGACAGUUACUGCUCCCGUGGCUGACAGAGCUCCUGCUAAGUAAGGACGGCCGCCCCCACCGCUUGAUUUCCUGUGUGUUAGCCAAGCAUUAACAAAAACCGAGGCCACUAAAGAGACAAAGAUAUUUCCCCCAAAAUGCAGCUCAUCUUUAGCCAAAGCGUACUUGAAGCAUUGGUUUUUUUUAAAUCACAGCUGUGGCCAGAGGAAGAGCGUGAAGUGUUCUCCGGCCCUGUCUGUCAAUCAUACGCCUACAGCUGCUCCAGCUGCGAUAGCCUGUGGCUGCUGCGGGGAGAGUGCCCGUCUGAUGUCAGGCCCUCUGCUGGGGAAAGCUUAGAGAGAAGCGUUUCUAAUUUGUUGUGCUGAAUUGUAUGGAGAUUGUAUACUAAAUAAAGCUCUUUUCAAUGA
Molecule: messenger RNA, 6029 nt
Organism: Mesocricetus auratus (golden hamster)
Lineage: Eukaryota; Metazoa; Chordata; Mammalia; Rodentia; Cricetidae
Gene: Dpy19l3
Product: dpy-19 like C-mannosyltransferase 3
Exons: 19
Coding region: 181-2331 (716 amino acids)
Cellular component (GO): nuclear inner membrane
Molecular function (GO): mannosyltransferase activity
Source: RefSeq, a predicted model, not a curated record